GCCGCUGCUGUGGGUGGCCGAGCCGUCGCCUUCUGGAGGCCUGACCUUGAGUCAGCAUGUGCGGCAGCAGCGGCCUCUGACGGAUUGGCCCCAGGUCCUGCCCAGCUCCUGGAGGCCAGUGCACUCAGCCAGAGCCCUGCGGAGCCAGGGGUGGCGGUGGCGCCCGUUCUUCCCGAGGAGGCCCUGGCCAGACCAUGGCAGGUGUCUGUGACCGGGCCCCCGACUUCCUCUCCCCACCUGGAGAUCAGGUCCUGCAGCCUGCCCCAGGCAGUGUGGUCACUCUGAACUGCACGGCCUGGGUGGGCUCUGAGCUCCACUGUCCGACCCCCGAGGUCCAGUGGCUGAAAGAUGGGGAGCCCCUGGGCAACGGAAGCCACUACAACCUCCGCGAGGACUUCUGGUUGAAGCUCAACUUGUCAGAGAGUCUUCUGUCCAGUGUCCUGGGGGUCAACCUGACCAGCUCGGAAGAGUACGGGGUCUUCACCUGCUGCAUCGGGAACCUGAGCUCUGCCUCCUUCAUUCUUAGAAGAGCUGGCCCGGCAGGCCACGUGGCCGCCGUGCUGGCCUCUGUCCUGGUCCUGCUGGCCCUGCUCCUGGUGGCCCUGCUGUAUGUGAAGUGUCGGCUCAACCUGCUGCUCUGGCACCAGAACACCUACGGGGAGGUGGAGGUGAACGAUGGGAAGCUCUACGACGCCUACAUCUCCUACAGCGACAGCCCGGAGGACAGGAAGUUUGUGAACUUCAUCCUCAAGCCGCAGCUGGAGCGGCGUCGGGGUUACAAGCUCUUCCUGGACGACCGCGACCUUCUGCCGCGCGCGGAGCCGUCCGCCGACCUCCUGGUGAACCUGAGCCGCUGCCGGCGCCUCAUCGUGGUGCUGUCGGACGCCUUCCUCGGCCGCGCCUGGUGCAGCCACAGCUUCCGGGAGGGCCUGUGCCGGCUGCUGGAGCUCACGCGCCGCCCCAUCUUCAUCACCUUCGAGGGCCAGAGGCGCGCCCCCGCGCACCCCGCGCUCCACCUGCUGCGCCAGCACCGCCACCUGGUGACCCUGCUGCUCUGGAGGCCCGGCUCCGUGACGCCGGCCUCCGACUUCUGGAAAGAGCUGCAGCUGGCGCUGCCUCGGAAGGUGCAGUACAGAGCGAUGGAGGGGGACCCCCAGACCCAGAUGCAGGACGACAAGGACCCCAUGCUGAUUGUGCGGGGCCACGUCCCGGAGGGGCGAUCGGCCCUGGGCCCCGAGCUGGACCCUGACCCGGAGGGCGACCUGGGUGUGCGAGGGCCUGUCUUUGGCGGCCCCCCAGCUCCCUUCCAGGCCAGCGAGGUCUCGCUGGGAGAGGGCCCGGGCAGCGAGGUGGACGUGUCUGACCUGGGCUCGCGGAACUACAGCGCCCGCACGGACUUCUACUGCCUGGUGUCCAAGGACGACGUGUAGCCCUGGGCUGCAGAGUCACAGGGCCGGGGGCAGGCCCGGGCCGGGCCCCUCGGGGCGGAGACUGGCUCUCACCCCUUCUUGUGCCAGAAAAUAAAUUUCUU
Molecule: messenger RNA, 1531 nt
Organism: Talpa occidentalis (Iberian mole)
Lineage: Eukaryota; Metazoa; Chordata; Mammalia; Eulipotyphla; Talpidae
Gene: SIGIRR
Product: single Ig and TIR domain containing
Exons: 10
Coding region: 195-1430 (411 amino acids)
Biological process (GO): signal transduction
Source: RefSeq, a predicted model, not a curated record